AUGAGAUCCUUUAUCUCAGACUACGUCAAGAAAUGCUCCAAAUGUAGUAGGUAUAAAGCUGAAAAUCAGAAACCCGCUGGACUAUUAAGGAUCCCAGCUUAUUCCCAACGAUUCGAAACUUUAGCAAUCGACCUUCUCGGCCCUCUCCCAGAAACAUCAGAUGGGAAGAAGUGGAUAUUCAUCAUAGAAGACACGGCCACAAAAGGGAUAGAACUCUUUGCCUUAAGGGAUGCUACAAUAUGUAAUUUACUGGACAUUGAUCAAUGUCGGACUCCAGUAUACUGUCUUCAAGCAAACCCGGUCGAGGGAAAGAACCGUAACUUAAAACCCAGAAUUGCAAUCCUAGUUGAGAACAGCCCUCAUACCGCCUGGGCAGAAAAACUACCAGCUAUCCGAUUUUCCGUGAACUCUGCAAAAUGCAGCUCAACAGGGUAUUCUGCUGCGUUUCUUCAAUUUGGAAGAGAGAUGAGCACAGCAGAUGACGUCAAGCAUGAUCUGCGCUCUGUUAUACACAGCAAUAACUUCGUUGCUGAAAUAACACCAUACUUGCGAAAAUUUUCCAAUCUACACCAGGAGAUAAAAGAUCGUGUGGAGAAAAAGCAAGAUCAACACAAAAAAUAUGCGGAGAAGAAGAGCAGAAAUGCUGUGUCUUAUGCACCUGGGGACUGA
Messenger RNA from Argiope bruennichi, 669 nucleotides. RefSeq lists its product as uncharacterized. The transcript has 2 exons. NCBI's taxonomy places the organism in Eukaryota, Metazoa, Arthropoda, Arachnida, Araneae, Araneidae. Gene Ontology annotation, molecular function: nucleic acid binding. The record is from RefSeq and is a predicted model, not a curated record. Bases 1 to 669 code for a protein of 222 amino acids.